Messenger RNA from Lactuca sativa (garden lettuce), 489 nucleotides. Its product is annotated as protein NDL3. NCBI's taxonomy places the organism in Eukaryota, Viridiplantae, Streptophyta, Magnoliopsida, Asterales, Asteraceae. The record is from RefSeq and is a predicted model, not a curated record.
AUGGGAUUAUUCUAUAUUAGCGUGUGCUUUCUUACUUCAUAUGUAGAGAAUGUUUGGUGGGUAAUUCGUUUGAAAUUACAGAAGGUUAAGUGGGUUUCUAUCCAAGUGAACAUCGGAAAUGUCGAUGAACUCGUUGCUAAUAAAGUCAUCACACAGCAUAUUGAGGAACACCUUGUAAAAACUUCCAGUGGAUAUGUUUCUGUUGCCAUAUAUGGAGAUCAAGAGAAGCCAGUUCUUAUUACAUAUCCUGAUUUAGCUUUAAAUGAUAUGUCAUGUUUCCAAGGUCUUUUCUUAUGCCCUGAAGCAUUUUCUUUACUAAUUCAUAAAUUAUGCAUUUACCACAUUAUCCCUCCCGACCAUGAGUUGGGAGCUGCAGCAAUGUCAUAUAAUGAUCCAUUGUUAGCUGUUGAUGACUUAGCUGAUCAGGUUGCUGAGGUUCUUGAAUAUUUUGGCAAAUCUCAUAUCGUUAUAGAAAAAAAUCACAUGUAG